CCCCUUGCAAAUUGAGACUCGAGACAUGGGUCUCAUCGAGAAGCCUAGCGAUCCGCAUGGGUUGACGCUCGAGGCAUGGGCUCAGGGCCUGAUGUUUGGCAGUCUAAUGACCAUGGCGUGUAUCACAAUUGCAAACAUGCGAAAGAGAGUCGUCCUCCAUCAUCUCAUCCUAAUAGAGGUUUGUAUACCAUAUAUCCCCACAUCGACUUCCCCAUUUUCUCCAGGCUGGGGAUGGCUCUGUGCGUCUGUGUCAUUCGGCCUCAUCGCGGUGCUAUAUAUCUCGGCUCUCGGCCUCCAUNUGAUCUUUGGUCUAUUCCAAGGAACGUUCAUUNUUCCCGACCCGCCAUACUAUGGAUGGUAUGAAUCUGUAGGAGCUCUGUUCCUCAACAUCAGUUGGAGUUUACACAAUGUCAUCUCAUGGAUGAAGAACAAGCCUUUCUUGAGUCGAAAAAUGUCCAUGGUCUAUAUCGGCACUGUUAUCAUGGUGCAGCCUUACUGGGUUGCCGAAAUCACUGCAAACUUCCUCUACUUCAACAACAUCAAUCACAAGGUCUUUGAACACCUCCGACCUUUCGAGGCCUUGUUCAGAGAUCCAUGGUGGAUAUUCACAAUCCUGAACCUCGUUUACAACAUCAAGAAGAGAUACGAUUUCGGCUUCGUUGAGCUCGUCCGCAUCUCUCCUCGCUUCGGUGUCCUUCUCGUGGUAAUGACCUUGUCGGUCAUGUUCCUCUUUGUCGAUAUCCUUAGCGUUACCCAUGUUAUCCCUAGCAAAGGAUUGCCUGACGGCAUCAACCCGUUCUGGAAACUGUCCUUCAUCUUCAAAUGCAUGACAGACACAGUCAUUCUCGACGACUUCAAGACAGCCCUGGAUAAGAUGAAGGACUACAGACUCAGGAGGGUCACGAGCUACGUGGGUACAUACGACAACGCCGAAAGAGGAUCUACAGAACCCAUCACCGUUCGCACAACCGUCACACAGCAUGAACACUACGAGAACAGGAUGGACUUCGACGAUAGCAGUAUGGUUGGAAAGGACUGGGCGACUCAUUCUCAUAUUGAACGAGUUGAGCUCGAGGAAGUCACGCCGCCGCCGCCAACAGUUCGCACACAGAUCGGU
Molecule: messenger RNA, 1117 nt
Organism: Aureobasidium vineae
Lineage: Eukaryota; Fungi; Ascomycota; Dothideomycetes; Dothideales; Saccotheciaceae
Source: the annotation of a GenBank genome assembly